Messenger RNA from Gregarina niphandrodes, 1059 nucleotides. RefSeq names its product cyclin. The record is from RefSeq and is a predicted model, not a curated record. Bases 1 to 1059 code for a protein of 352 amino acids. The transcript has a single exon. Gene Ontology annotation, biological process: regulation of cyclin-dependent protein serine/threonine kinase activity. Gene Ontology annotation, molecular function: protein kinase binding. Lineage: Eukaryota; Apicomplexa; Conoidasida; Eugregarinorida; Gregarinidae.
AUGUCGACCACUCCUCAAAAGGUUUUGAAGGGCGACCGCAAGAAGAAGUUUCUGAAGCGAGUACCCUCCGUGGGCGGCGACUCUUCGGCCGCCUCUACCACUGCGGGUUCACCUUCUCAGUGCAGUCCAUUCGAGACCAGAUUGCCACGUCCGGACAUACGCAUUCGCUACGCGUACGAAGAGAAUGCUGCAGUAUUUCUGGCGCUCGCAUCUCGCUACUUCAUUCACCCCGGCAUGUCUGUGGAGGCACCCCGGCAAACUGGCCCGGAACCAGGACGGUUUGUCCCGUUGCAUGGCGGCAACCACAAUUCAGGACGCGCUCUGGGCGAUUUGGGGCACCCAGUUCCAGGACAGGCUCCGUGGGCGGCGUCUCUUCCGCAGACGUCGUGGGUGAAGUUCUUUGGCAAUCCCGAGGCACCUGCGUACUUUGCGGAGAAGCUCGGCUCCAUGUUUCGAUGCCAGAAACCGGCCUAUGUGCUUGCCCUUCGCUACAUUCAGCGCUUGGCCCGCAAGGAGUUGUUGCCCGGCGGCGCCCUGUGUCGUGUCGUAUGUGCCAGCUUGGUCGUUGCCGUGAAGUUUUUCGACGACCUCUACUACACCAAUAAGUAUUACGCACAACUGCUGGAUUUGAACCCGGCCAUACUGAACGAGUUGGAAUCCGAGCUGCUCAAACGCCUUGACUUCCGUUUGGAUGUGGCUCCCGAGGAAUACAAAGCCAUCGACACCAUGUUUGAAGAGGAACGAUACAUCGUCUGCGCCCAGGCCAGGAGACCCAUACUCUGCAAUCUCACGACCAAGCAAAACGGCCACCUCUGCGAUGCCAUCAUUUCUGCAAAUACUUUUGGACUUCCGUAUGCGGCCGUCUCAGCAAGCAAGCAGACAGUUGAUAUACUCGCUGCUGCCUUGGUCGCUAGGGAAUUCGGCGAAUACAGAUUCCAAACCGAGGAGGAAUUCCUUCGGGUCAGCUCCCUGACAUCCAAAGCCAAGCACAUCCACGACCUCCAAAAGCAGUUCAGAGAAGAUUAUCUUAAGUCCCUUAAACCACGACGAGGUCACUAA